Messenger RNA from Spinacia oleracea (spinach), 2388 nucleotides. RefSeq lists its product as uncharacterized. The transcript has 5 exons. Lineage: Eukaryota; Viridiplantae; Streptophyta; Magnoliopsida; Caryophyllales; Amaranthaceae. The record is from RefSeq and is a predicted model, not a curated record. The coding region runs from base 1 to 2388 and encodes 795 amino acids.
AUGGGCCCUUGGAAGUCACCGGGCCCGGAUGGGAUCCCUGCGGGUUUCUAUCAACGAAAUUGGGAGUGGGUAAAACAAGAUGUGAUCAAAGCGGUUAGCUCAACCCUUCAUUCAGGUAACAUUUUAAGGGAGUUUAACAUGACUAACAUCGCCUUAAUUCCAAAAUGUGAGAACCCGGAUUCUGUGACUAAGUAUAGGCCGAUAAGCCUAUGUAACGUUAUCUACAAGAUAGUAUCAAAAUGCAUAACAAAUAGACUAAGAAUGGUUAUAGGUGACCUCGUUGGGCCCUACCAAAAUGCUUUUAUUCCGGGAAGAGCCAUAUCGGACAACAUUCUGUUGGCCCACGAAGUCUUAGAGCACAUCAGAAAGUCCAAAAAAGGAAGGAACGCAAAAAUAGCCAUUAAAGCGGACAUGAGCAAAGCCUACGAUAGGAUUAAAUGGGAUUUCCUCGAAAAAGUUUUGAUCAAGAUGAAGCUCCCCACAUGCCUUAUCAAAAUAAUCAUGAAUUGUGUAACCUCUGUCUCUUACGCCAUUCUCCUAAAUGGCCAGCAACAGGAGAUUAUAAAACCACAAUGUGGGCUUCGACAAGGUGACCCUCUGUCUCCGUACCUAUUUAUUCUAUGUAUGGAAGGGCUGUCAGGUUUGAUAAUAUCCGAAGAGAAGGAAGGCAGACUAAAAGGGGUUAAAGUGGCGAGAAAUGCCCCUCCCAUAUCACACCUCUUCUUUGCUGACGACUCUUUCUUCUUCCUUCAAGGUCUGCCAGCAGAUUUCAAGAGCAAUAAAAAAACGAUCUUUCAGACUCUCAUUGACAAAGUCCAGGAGAGACUCAAUGCGUGGAACUCUCUCUUCCUUUCGCCUGCUGGCAGAUGGGAUGUGAUUACAAAACACAAAAAGGAGGGUGGACUAGGUAUCAAAGAUCCAAAAAAGUUUAACAAGGCACUUCUGGCAAAAAAGGGAUGGAAAAUCAUUAAUGAUACGAACUCACUCCUAUCAAAAACCUUUUCUGCUAAGUAUAAGAUCAACAAGGAAAGUCUGUUCAAGGAUAAGUGGAACAAAGAGGGGCAAGCGUCAUGGGGAUGGAGGGGUGUGAAAUGGGGGUUGGAACUCGUCAGAGAGGGGAGUUACUGGGCUAUAGGAGAUGGAUGCUUGGCAAAAUGUGAUCACCCCUGGGUUCUAGGUGAAAGACCAGUGUGGAAACCAAGCAUAAACAACCAAAUAAGGAAAGAGGAUAUGGUUCGAAGUCUGAUAAAUGAGGACACCAAUGAAUGGGACAACCUCAAGCUUGAGCAAAACUUCUCCACCAACACCAUAACUAAGAUCCUUAGCAUUGAAAUUAUGGAGAGAGGGUCACAAGAUGAUCUAGUGUGGAAAAAGGAAAAGAUGGGUUACUACACUGUGAGGAGUGGCUACUCGAUGCAAUUGGAUGCUCAAAAGGCUCAGAUGAAUGGGUGUAUUCAGAGAAACUGGAGUCAUUUGUGGAAGGCAAACAUGAACAAUAAGUGGAAAGUCUUCCUCUGGAAAUUACUUAAUAACAGCCUUCCAGUGGGGAAGGAAUUCAUCAAGAGAAAAAUUGUUGUGGACUCGAUGUGCAGGUUUUGUGAAACUAACGUGGAAUCUUUGGAACACCUUUUCAGGGACUGCAAUAUGAGUAAACACAUUUGGGCAGCAGGGAGGCUUGGAUUGAGAACUGAUCUCCAGUCGAACGUCCCUCUAGGAGAUUGGGUUUGGAACUGGUUUAAAAUGCUAAGAGAGAGGAAAGAAGAGGAUAGUCAUAGGUUCAACUACUUCACUGCAACCCUGUGGGCUAUCUGGUGUGCAAGAAAUGAGAUCACCUUUAACAAAGGAAGCUGCAGUGCUAAAGGAAUCCUGGAUAGGGUGGAAAAUACUUUCAGUAUAGAAAUGCAGGGUAGGACUAGAAACAAAGAAAAUGAAACAAGGAAAAGGAAUGAUGAUCCUGAAGAGCCACCAGGGUUCGAGAGGAAAAAGAAGCUAGAGGAGCCACCAGGUUUUGAAAGGAACAUACUUAACAAGGACGGUACUAGCUACCACCUCAUAGGAAAAGGAAACAACUGUGUUAAAAGAGUGAUACACACACAUGUGAAUACUUCUGCUUCUGUAAUAUCUGCCAAUGUCAACUCGAUUCCAUUACUAAAUGGGACCAACUUUAAGGAUUGGAAGGAAAAUAUAAGCAUUGUCCUUGGCUGCAUGGAUCUUGACCUUGCAUUGAGAACGGAUAAACCAGCUGCUCUUACGGCUGAAAGUACCGCUGAUCAAGAGCGUGACUUUGAGAGGUGGGACCGUUCUAAUCGUAUGUGUGUAAUGAUCAUGAAGCGGGGAAUUCCGGAAUCAUUUAGGGGCUCUGUGUCUGAUGAGGUCAAGAGAACAUAA